CAAGUAGCAACGUUGACGAAUUCACACUCCAAUACAUCAUCUCUUCUCUCGGGUUUGGAUACAGGCAAUCUAAUUCAGACCUCAGUAUGGCACCAAUCACUGCUCUCCUGUCCGUCAGUGACAAGACUGGACUUGUCGAAUUUGCCAAGGAAUUGAAUGACUUGGGUGUCAGUCUGGUCGCCUCGGGUGGCACAUCCAAAGCCUGUCGCGACAGCGGCCUUAGCGUAAAGGAUGUAGCCGACAUUACAAACGCUCCAGAAAUGCUUGGCGGGCGUGUGAAGACUCUGCACCCAGCCGUGCACGGUGGUAUCCUCGCCACUGAGUCUGCCAGAGAUCAAGAAGAUAUGAAGAACAGGGGAUACGACUACAUCAGCAUCGUUGCUUGCAACCUCUACCCCUUCGAGAACACGGUGGCUAAGCCCGAUGUGACUGUGGCCAAUGCGGUAGAGAAUAUUGAUAUUGGGGGUGUGACACUGCUGCGUGCGGCGGCCAAGAACCACUCGCGCGUGACGGUCAUCUGCGAUCCCUCCGACUACACAAAGGUUAUUUCCGAGCUAAAGGCAUCGGGCGACGGUACAAUCACCUCGGAACUGCGACAGGCAUUGGCUGUGAAGGCCUUCUGCCACACGGCCCACUACGAUGAUGCGAUCUCUAACUACAUGCGUAUCGAAUAUCCCAAUGCCGGUCAGCAGUACACACUCCGCUACGGUGCCAACCCCCACCAAAAGCCCGCGCAAAUCUACAACCCCGAUGGCAAGCUACCCGUCGAGGUGCUCAACGGUAGCCCCGGAUACAUCAACUAUCUAGACGCACUCAAUGGCUGGCAGUUAGUGCGAGAACUCAAGGCCGCUCUGGGCCUACCAGCUGCUGCGUCCUUCAAGCACGUGUCGCCUGCAGGCGCGGCUGUAUUCGUGCCCAUGAGCGAUGCUGACAAGAAGCUGUGCAUGGUAGAUGAUAUCGCUGAUCUUUCGCCGUUGGCCUGUGCCUACGCACGUGCGCGUGGAGCGGACCGCAUGUCGUCGUUCGGUGAUUGGGUGUCUCUGAGUGAUGAGUGUGACGCAAGUACUGCCAGGAUUAUCUCCAGAGAAGUCAGUGAUGGAGUCAUCGCGCCCGGCUAUUCCGCCGAGGCCCUGGAGAUACUCAAGAAGAAGAAGGGGGGCAAAUACACACUCCUCAAGAUCGACCCCACCUUCGAGCCAGCCGAGCUUGAGAGGCGUGAGGUGUUUGGUCUGACCAUGCAGCAGAAGCGUAACAACCACAAGGUCACCAAGGACGACUUCCAGAAUGUGGUCAGCGAAAUUGGGACGCUUGGAGAGGAUGCGGUCAGAGAUCUCAUUGUGGGAACCAUUGCACUCAAGUACACGCAGAGUAAUUCGGUGUGCUAUUCCAAGGACGGCCAAGUUGUUGGUCUAGGCGCUGGACAACAGAGUCGAAUUCAUUGCACGCGGUUAGCGGGUGAGAAGGCUGACAACUGGUGGAUGAGGCAACACCCCCGUGUACUGGGUCUAAAUUUUAAGAAGGGCACCAAGCGUGCUGACAAGUCGAAUCUCAUCGAUGUAUUUGUCCGUGGAACUGUUGGCGAAGAUAUCUCCGAGGAGAGUUUUGCAAGUAGUUUUGAGACCGCACCCGAGCCCUUCACAUCCGCUGAGCGCAAAGAGUGGAUGGCUACGCUCAGUGGCGUGUGUGUGAGCUCAGAUGCAUUCUUCCCCUUCCGCGACAACAUCGACCGAGCGGCGCAGAGUGGAGUCUCAUUCGUUGCGUCACCCUCGGGGUCAGUGGCUGAUAGCAUUGUCAUUGAAGCGGUCAAUGAACACAAGAUGGCCAUGGCACACACAUCCAUCCGUCUAUUCCAUCAUUAGUUUGAUAUUCUCAGAACGUGGCUAAUUAAGAAUGCUAGUAGAGAUGAGUGCUCUGCCAGACAAAGGCAGAGAGGUCCUGAAACGAUUAUAAAAGAACUCACUUUGACUUUCAGUUGUGGGAUGCCCAUCGCUGACGACUAUCAUAUUCACACCGAUUCUGUAAAACUAUCAAGUUUUUGUGCGCAAAACUUACCGAUACCUAGUCGCUUUGCGGAUGAUCGUAAUAGUGAAGUUGACGACACCGUGGUGUGCUAUUGCUAGGUUCAAAUUGUCAUGCACAUUGCUAAAAGUACUUGUCUGUGCAACGGCAAAAUAAAUCGUAACGUUUGUAUGAACUAGUGC
Molecule: messenger RNA, 2201 nt
Organism: Sphaeroforma arctica JP610
Lineage: Eukaryota; Ichthyosporea; Ichthyophonida
Product: bifunctional purine biosynthesis protein PURH
Exons: 10
Coding region: 87-1859 (590 amino acids)
Biological process (GO): 'de novo' IMP biosynthetic process
Cellular component (GO): cytosol
Molecular function (GO): phosphoribosylaminoimidazolecarboxamide formyltransferase activity; IMP cyclohydrolase activity
Source: RefSeq, a predicted model, not a curated record